Molecule: messenger RNA, 657 nt
Organism: Paramecium tetraurelia
Lineage: Eukaryota; Ciliophora; Oligohymenophorea; Peniculida; Parameciidae
Exons: 5
Biological process (GO): mRNA splicing, via spliceosome
Molecular function (GO): protein binding; U2 snRNA binding
Source: RefSeq, a predicted model, not a curated record
AUGAAAAUUAAUUCUGAAUUAAUAUAAGGAUCACAUCACUUUAUUAAUCCAUUAAAUGAAAGAUAGCUUGAUCUACGAGCAAAGAAAAUUACAGCCAUUGAAAACUUAGGAGCUACAUUGGAUUUUUUUGAUCACAUUGAUUUAGGGGAUAAUGAUAUCAAAAAGCUAGGGAAUCUCACCUUAUUAAAGAGACUCAAGACUCUGAAUUUAUCCAACAAUAGAAUCACUAAAUUGACAGAUGUAUCUGAUUCAUUACCAAAUAUUGAAAAUUUAAUCUUGAUGAAUAACAGACUCACUGAUAUCAAUGAAUUAUAUCAAUUAAAGCAUUGUAAAAAGCUCAAGCGUUUAAUUUUGCAUGGGAAUCUUAUAACUCAAUAGCCUGAUUAUAGAUAUAAAGUUAUUGCAAUUUUACCUAAUUUAAAAAUACUUGAUUUCAAUAAAGUUACACACUAAGAAAGACAAAAGGCUGAGGAAUCUUUCAAGCCUGAUGAAUUGACUGAUUAUAUGAAUUUAAUUAAUUUGAAAGAUGCUACUUUAGACAAAGAACAUAUAAAAAAAUUAUUGGAGAAUGCUAAGACAUUUGAUUAAAUUAACUAAUUAGAGAUGUUGCUCAAGUAAUAAUAGGUUAAGAACUUAUCCAUUCUUAGUGAGUAAUGA